UGAUGUACAGCAGCUGAAGAAGUUACUGUAAUAUACACACUCUGCUUUCUACAGAAAUAGAAAGGGCUAUAAGCUCCAAACAAUAAUUGUGUUUCAUCUGCCAUUUCUCAGUGAAAGGCUCAGCCUGUUGUUUCUGUGGAACAAUUCCUCGAAAAGUUCAGUUUCAAACACCGUUGAACAGAAAAUAAGCACAGUGUGGAAAGCAGGAUGACUUCUCACAACAUGACGUGGAUCAGCUACCCAAGCAAGAGCCAGAUUUUCAAUUCCCCAGAAGAAAUUGAAGCUGUCAUAACUUCUCAAAACAUCAUAUCCAGAGUUAUGCACUGUUACAUUGCCCUUUUUGUACCCACUGGAUUAAUAGCUGGCAUAUGUGUUUUGAUAAUUUUCAUAAAGAAUCAUUUGCAGAACAAAAGAGUAAGCUUGGACUUACUUCUACACUUCCUAUACUUCACCCUCAGUAAUAUCAUAAUGAUUUUUUUCUCCUUUACUGUCAUCAGCAGACCUGACUAUUUAACAGCAACCCACCUUGCCUGUAGCGUACUGUCAUUUUUUUUCAACUUUGGUUAUUUCAAUUCUCAGUAUGUUUUCAUUUUGACACUUUUCACACUAUUACUAGAGAGAUUUCCACCAUCAACUGCUCUCUGCAAAGCCACCCAAAGACCCAUCUUGUGUGUUGGGCUUGUACUCUCAUGCACCUUCUGUUUGUCCCUGACAGAGGCAGUGCUGGUUGGCGCUGAUAAUUACCACCUGGAAGUGCACUGCCAGUUGGAUCCAUUAUUUGCAUGGCCUGAAUACGAGAUUGUUAAAUUUAUCUUUGGGUUUGGAAUCCCGUCAUUACUCCAGAUCCUCUGUUUUACUGUUCUGUGGGCUAAAGAAGCACCUGCAGGAGCUCCAUCCUUGCAGCAGCACAUCCGCACCUACGCCGCCGUGUACACGAUCAGCGCGACAAUGUUUGUCUGCCGCCUGUUUUAUAACGUCAUGAUUCUCUUCAGGACAGCACUGAAACUGCAGAGGAGCAUUGGAACAACAAAGAAUGAGCUUGUGAUGAACAUUGCAGAAAUAGUGCUGUUCUGUGAGAGCUGUGCUAGUUUGGUAAUUAUACUAUUUCUUCAUAAACCGUGCAACGUUGAAGUACUUAAAGUCAUCGAAAGGUGCCGAAGGAAAACCCCUGCCAACAAUCACCUUGAAAUACCAGAAUCAGCCCCAGCCAUUCAAAGUGGGUCUCAGUAAUACCUGCUCUUCUAAACAACUGUCAAUGCACUUUGCUUUUUAGCUUGUGGGUUUUGGUUUGGUUUUUUACUUCUUAAAAAAAAGGGCAAUUGUUCCUUCUUUAGAACUCAAACUUGGCCUAUCUUACAGAUAGCAGUACUGGAAGAAAAAAGAUGGUCAGUUCUAGUACUCACAGUGGAAUCUGUAAGAAAACUUCCAGGGUCUGGGGCUGUUUGGGUUUUUUUUCAUAUAUACAUGUAUAUUUAAAUAAUCUACUUCUCUGCAAGCCAUUGCUUCAAAGUCAGGUGGAAAGAUGAGUACUGUUGCCAUAGAACUGUGCUUCUGCAAUAUCAAUGCCCUAGCAGAGCUGCAAACAAAAACGUGGCAGGAAGCAACUUUGAAUAAAGGUCAAAAUCUCUAGUCAGAGCAUUUUCUCAGGUGUGCUUCCUCCUUUGACUUCUUACCCUUCAAACUAUGUAUUUCUAU
This is a messenger RNA of Agelaius phoeniceus (red-winged blackbird), 1695 nucleotides long. The record is from RefSeq and is a predicted model, not a curated record. NCBI's taxonomy places the organism in Eukaryota, Metazoa, Chordata, Aves, Passeriformes, Icteridae.